GUGGUUGUUGUGUUUGUUGCACCAGAGCUGCUGUCAUGUGAUAGCUCGUCCGAGGAGCUGCUGCUGACAGUAGCUUCCUACCUUUAGAUGAAAAGCUAAAGUAUAACGAAGCAGGAGAAAAGGUUUUAUGUUUGUUGGAGAAGAUAAACACGGCUUGUUUCUGACGGAGAAGCCGGGGUUGUAUAGUUUCGCCCCUCGGACGCUGACAUGGGUUGCUGUUACAGCAGCGAGAACGAGACCACAGAGCAGGACCCUGAUGAACGUAAGCCGUUGAUCCCACACCCAAACCCUGUCAGCAAACCCCCAAAUGGGACUGACUGGAUCACUACCAGUGUCCCCUCGGCGAGGACAGAUGAACAGGCCCUCCUUACAUCCAUCCUCACCAAGACGGCACAGAACAUCAUUGAUGUCUCAGCAGCUGACUCUGUCAUGAUGGAGCAGCAUGAAUACAUGGAUAAAGCUCGGCAAUACAGUACAAAGCUGGCUGUGUUGAGCAACAGUCUGCCCCAGAAGAAAGCUCUCGCUCUCCCCUCCCUCACCAGCCAGCCACACCAAGUGCUUGCGAGUGACCUGGUGCCAUACUCAGAUGUUCAGCAGGUAUCCAAGAUUGCAGCUUACGCUUACAGUGCAAUCUCUCAAAUCAAAGUGGAUGCUAAAGAAGAACUGGUGGUCCAGUUUGCCAUUCCCUGAUUCUGCGCCCCCUGGCCAGCAUAUUGUUCCUCCCAUCCCGCUCUCUCUUUGUCACUUCUGCAUCCUCACCCUCCAGCCCACCCUUUAUUAAAGCAUUUUGGUCCUUUGUGCUUCUUAGCUAUGCCUCUAACCGCUAUAAAGAGACUAUCUAGGAUUGCACCCUAUGGCUGUCCUUUAGUGUACUUAAUUAUGGGUCAAUUGUCAGCAUGGGCAAUGGAAGAUGGUCUCCUGGAGUUGGGCCAUUGAGGGUGCGCUGUCAUAUUUACUACAACAAGGCCUCCUCUGUACGUAAUGCGUGGAUCACAGACUUUGUCAGAACCAGCCGUGGAAAAAUCCUCAUUCAUCCUUCUUGGUGAUCGCUCUAAUCUAUUUUUUUUUUUUUUUUUUUUUACUGUUUCAGGGCAGUCUCAGUAUCUUUUAUUUAGUUAAUUCCCCUAGCCUGUGUUCUCAGGUAAGCAAAGGUAGCUCCGCACCCCAGACUGUUAUAAAGGCAUGGAAGAAUGUCCAGUGUGUUCACCUGGGAUAGAGCUGUAGGAUUUCUGGCACAAUGCAGUGGCUAAUGGUGUAUAUACAGUACAAGCCCCAGUGCAACAGGAGAAAUUAGGAAUCUCUGUGGCAUGGAAGAAUUUAAAUGAUCACAGUACCAUGGGUGCAAGUGCAAUGGUUGAGUAUUUUAGCCAUUUACCAGGAAAAGUUAGCAAUAUGGCAUAAAGUUAGCACUUAAUGUCUUUAGCUCUGUUCUGUUGUCCUGAGGGAAAAUGAAAAUGCUUGUUUAAGAUGUCAUUAUAAUUUAGAAGGUUGUAAUACUAAAGUCCUAAUGUGUGCAAGCAAAAAUUUGGGCAUCAAAGAUCCCACAGAGGGCUGAUGUCACACUGCAACAAGAACCGUGUCUCACUACGACCCAAACAUGAACCGGAAAAUGGUUUGUCUUUUGUUCUCCUGUGUGUAAUCGGUUAUUCCAGUUGAGGCCGAUUCAUGAGUGACCUGUCAGGUUAGUGUCUUCUGGAAGGUGAGGAUACAAUCAUAAGCAGUGGGAUGCUGGGUGGGCCUACUAAAGUCACAGGGGAGGGAAGAUUGAGCUUUCUUGGGACACAAGUGCUCCAGUUUACAGACCGUAAUGUGUCCUCUGCAGUUUGCGAGCACUAAGAAAAAUGAGCUGGCAGACUCUUUAAAUCAAAUCCCAGAACUUCACAUCGUUAAUAGCAACUGAGGCAGAUGAAGGGGACGGGUGUGUGGAGGGUGCAUGGACAGAUAUCAUGUUUUCAUGUCCGCCUUUGUACAGAAUUUUCUGAUUGAAUAUAAAAACAGAUGAUGAAUUGUAUGAAGUUCCUCUUUUUGUAGAGAGUUCAUUGGUCAGGAUUGGCUAAGAUGUGGCGAUAACAAAUGUUUUUAUGAAACACAAGAACCCUUUUCAGGCCUGCAUUUGUUAGCUUUUAAACAAAGCUUUUCGCUGCAGAUCCUAAUAUGAUUGAGUUGUUCAUAUUAAUCAGAAACUAACCAUUGUAGCAGUGUGGGGGAGCGCUAACAAUCUAUGUACCGCAACAGAUAACAUGAUCCGAGACCUUUUUGUGAUUAUUUAUUUGUGUUUUAAAUGUUUAUUUGCUCUUCGGAGGAGAGCACAUGACUGUAUGCGUGUGCAGGGAGCACAGAGUCUCUAAAGGGAUGAUCUGCAAGGCUGUGAUAAUUUCAACCACGCAAUUGAUUUGAGCUUUUUGCAAUGGGUUCUUGGCAUUUGUUUCUGUUUCGUUUGUUACUCAAAUGUGUUAUACUACCUGGAAUAUGUUUGAUAUGUCUUAGGCUAGUACCAAAACGUUUUAAGAAUUUGGUUGUUUUUGUUUGUUUUUUUGAUUUCAUUAAUUCAUUAAAGAUUUUCAACAUAA
Cottoperca gobio is the source of this 2570-nucleotide messenger RNA. It is a transcript of the gene lamtor1, whose product is annotated as late endosomal/lysosomal adaptor, MAPK and MTOR activator 1. Bases 208 to 690 code for a protein of 160 amino acids. Gene Ontology annotation, molecular function: guanyl-nucleotide exchange factor activity; molecular adaptor activity. The record is from RefSeq and is a predicted model, not a curated record. Lineage: Eukaryota; Metazoa; Chordata; Actinopteri; Perciformes; Bovichtidae. The transcript is spliced from 5 exons. Gene Ontology annotation, cellular component: late endosome membrane; membrane raft; Ragulator complex. Gene Ontology annotation, biological process: regulation of receptor recycling; positive regulation of TOR signaling; positive regulation of MAPK cascade.